This is a messenger RNA of Dreissena polymorpha, 1570 nucleotides long. RefSeq lists its product as uncharacterized. The transcript is spliced from 2 exons. Gene Ontology annotation, molecular function: oxidoreductase activity. The coding region runs from base 135 to 1145 and encodes 336 amino acids. The record is from RefSeq and is a predicted model, not a curated record. NCBI's taxonomy places the organism in Eukaryota, Metazoa, Mollusca, Bivalvia, Myida, Dreissenidae.
AAUGACCUUUGAUUAGCAUGCUAACGAUACCCGUACUGAUAACACGUUCAAUCCCCCAGAUAACAGGAUAGGAGCUAAAUACACUAGUAAUAAUAAACGCAAACUCCCAAACACAGGUUGGAUAAAACAACAAAAUGACUGAGGCCAGCGUUGUCCCCGAUGACUUUUGUGCAGAACCAAUAUCAUUACAAUCCCCGGAACAGAAAAUAUUUGACGGAAAGCCGUUCCCGCUCAUUCUGCGGCCGCUAAUCGAGAGUGGACCAAAAAGCAACGAGGCAGCGACCGCUUGGGUGAGAGAAAAACGGGAAGUGAUCGAAUCACUGCUGUUAAAUCACGGCGCUGUUCUGUUUCGUGGGUUUCCGGUCAACUCUCCGGAAGAUUUCGACUCCUUUGUGAAGUCGUUUUCGUACGAGGCGCUGCCCUAUGUGGGCGGAGCGGCGCCUAGGCGCGUGGUCACCGGAAACGUGUUCACCGCCAACGAGGCGCCACCGGAUCAGUUAAUACCUUUUCACCACGAGAUGGCGCAGGUGCCCACUUUCCCAUCAGUCUUGUUUUUCUACUGCGACAAUCCUCCGGCAGAAGGCGGCCAGACGCCCCUGGUGAUCUCGACCGAGGUCUACAAGGCGAUGCGUGCACGCGAUGGCAUGUUUGUCGAUGCUCUAGAGGAGAAAGGCGUGGUAUACAACCGAGUGUUGCCGGAUGGCGAUGACGAGAAGUCGCCCAUCGGUCGCGGAUGGCAAUCCACUUACCAGACCACGAGCCGGGAAGAAGCCGAAUCCAAAUGCAAGGAACAAGGAACGAAAAUCGAGUGGUUACCUAACGGCUGCCUGCGCACACAGACUAAGGUACUUCCGGCAGUCAGGGUGGACGCGCGCACCGACAAGAAAACCUGGUUUAAUUCAAUAAUCGCCGCAUACCUCGGCUGGAGCGACGUGAGGAACGACCGGAAGUUAGCUGUCACGUUUCCAGAUGGAACUCCGAUGCCCGAGGAAUCGAUGCAAACCUUAAACGAAGUCUUCGAAGAAUUGGCUAUUGACUUCAGGUGGGAGAAGGGUGAUGUCGUCAUGAUUGAUAACAGACAAGUCCUUCACGGACGCCGCUCUUUUACUCCGCCGAGACGGAUUCUGGCCGCGCUGUGUAAAUAACUUCCACAGGAUUUCACUGAUCCUUUAUUUAUUGGAAUUGUCUUAGAAAAUGUUGACCGUAUGAGAAAUCGACAUUGUAUCAUAUAUCGUCUGUUUAAAAACAUACAUAAAAUUGCGUGUAAAUGAGCAAUGUAGCAUUUCUGGCAUACCAAUAUUUCAUUAUUUGUAAAACCUGUUUUUUAUGAGUGGUCAUUCAAGAAAUGGAUAAAGUAUAAAGUGGUUAGGCUAAUAGAACAUUAAACUAUUGAAUAAAGUAAAAACACGAUCAACUAUAAUUGUUUUGGUAAUUAUAGUAAUUAUAUAAUAUUUUUUCUUUAUACAAUAUCUGUGCAUUUACUUAGUUUUAUCAACGUCACGUUGCUAAUCGGCUAAUACUCACCAACUUGGAGUUUUAAAGAGUAAAGAAUAAAACCAAGAUGACGUUA